AUGGGUUUGUCUGCGUCCUCCCCGGCUGCUGCGGGUCCGUCACCGAAUGCGUCCAAGGAACAUCAGGCGGCAUCUCCACCUUCGGAAUGUCCUAUGCAUCAGGAAAAGAUGAGCGGUUGCCCCAUGCACAUGAAGGCUCCUGAGAACGCAGACGAUGUUCCUGCGCAUCAAGAAAGAGCGUAUGAAUUUGUAGCAUGUCCGGUGAAGUCUGGUGCAUCUCAAGUGAAAGAUGACAUCGAUCCUAGCAAUAUGAUGCCGCCUCCUAAUCAGCAGCCAUCCCCAGAUCAACCGUUUCCAUUGUCAACUGUUAGAGAAGAAUCUUCCAUUCCUAGAGCGCAUUCUGACAAGAAAUGGGUCUACCCUUCCGAGCAAAUGUUCUGGAAUGCUAUGCUAAGAAAAGGGUGGAGGUGGAAAGAUGAUGACAUAACGGGUGAAGACAUGACCAACAUUAUUAAGAUUCACAACCAAAAUAACGAGCAAGCCUGGAAGGAGAUUUUGAAGUGGGAAGCUCUUCAUGCUGUGGAAUGUCCGUGUGGACCAUCGCUGAUGCGGUUUGGAGGCAAAGCGAAGGAGUAUUCACCAAGAGCCAGAAUCCGGUCAUGGAUGGGAUACGAACUUCCCUUUGACAGACACGAUUGGAUUGUUGACCGAUGCGGAAAAGAAGUGCGAUACGUUAUCGAUUACUAUGAUGGUGGAGCAGUAGAUAAGAACUACCAGUUCACUAUCCUGGAUGUUCGCCCUGCGUUUGACUCUCUCUCGGCUGUGUGGGACAGAAUGAAGGUAGCUUGGUGGCGGUGGACUUCGUAACUACUACGGUGUGUAGUCGAAAAGUAAACCACUUUCCUCCUAGACUAAGGAGGAGCGAAUGCUAGGACUUGAACUAGAAGUUCGCUGCAACUGUCAUUAUUUUCAUCAUCACCACUGUUCUUUGGGGGCGGGAAGGGAGGAUGGGGAAAUCCGUUGUUAGGUACACCCAUGCUUUAUGGUGUU
Pelecanus crispus (Dalmatian pelican) is the source of this 990-nucleotide messenger RNA. RefSeq names its product holocytochrome c synthase (gene HCCS). Gene Ontology annotation, biological process: cytochrome c-heme linkage. The record is from RefSeq and is a predicted model, not a curated record. Gene Ontology annotation, cellular component: mitochondrion. Lineage: Eukaryota; Metazoa; Chordata; Aves; Pelecaniformes; Pelecanidae. Gene Ontology annotation, molecular function: holocytochrome-c synthase activity.